Messenger RNA from Polypterus senegalus (gray bichir), 1981 nucleotides. RefSeq names its product transmembrane protein 240a (gene tmem240a). The coding region runs from base 435 to 1031 and encodes 198 amino acids. NCBI's taxonomy places the organism in Eukaryota, Metazoa, Chordata, Cladistia, Polypteriformes, Polypteridae. The transcript has 4 exons. The record is from RefSeq and is a predicted model, not a curated record.
GGAAGAAAGAAGAGGGGGGAGGGCAGGAGAGCGGGAGCCUGGCCGGGUCACUUUUUUUCCCCUGGCAGGGGACAUGAAAAUUUGGCAUUUCUGAACGGAAAUGAAGCCCCAUGAAAAGCGAAGUGUUUGACCUUUAUCAGAGAAAACCCGCCGGGCAGAUCGUUCCGUUAGAAAAACCGCUUGCCAGUCUCGCUAUAGAGAAUCGCAAGUCUUUUUCGCGGCAGGGGGUCCCAGUGGAGAAUUGCGGGGCCGGCAGGGCGAACCUCACUGGAAAUCGCUAUCUUCUGAUCACUCUUCUUCCUCCUCUUCUCCUUUCUCUUUUUUUUCGCUGACAUGAGCGAAGAUGCCCCUAUAGCUGACCGCUAAGCGGUGGAGCGGCUCGCGGAGCCCCGGCGCGCAUUUUGGGGAGAGACUGUGAGGAGAAGCCCCCAUGAAUGUCGCCCCCCUUCGCGGACCUCCUUCCGCCGACGGGACCGGAUCAGCUGGCUAGGAGCCGGUCUUUGAUGCACAUCAGCUGUAACACCAUGAUUUUCAUGAUUCUCGGAGCAUCGGUUGUCAUGGCGAUCGCGUGUUUGAUGGACAUGAACGCGUUGCUGGACCGCUUCCACAACUACAUCCUGCCGCACCUGCGAGGGGAGGACCGCGUCUGUCACUGCAACUGCGGGAGACAUCAUGUUCAUUAUGUGAUCCCCUACGAUGGUGACCAAUCCCUGGUGGACUCCUCGGAGAACUACUUCGUGAGUGACAGUGUCACAAAGCAGGAGAUCGACCUCAUGCUGGGCUUGCUGCUCGGAUUCUGCAUCAGCUGGCUGCUGGUGUGGUUGGAUGGCGCCCUUCACUGUGCUGUCCGUGCCUGGAGGGCCAGUCGGCGUUACGACUCCCCUGCCUGGUCCUGGCUGCCCAAAUUCUGCAAUCUCCGGGAGUUCCGGCGGCGGCCCCAGCUGCGCCAGUUUGAAGACUCCAGUGGCAAUAUGGUUCACAUCAAGCAGAAGUUGUACCACAAUGGCCACCCAAGUCCACGGCAUCUCUGACCAUCAGCAAGCAAGGGAGACAUCUCCUGGUCUGCAGUCUACUGUGCACUGGCCACCAACUGGUUUAUCGAUUAUUAAUUUUUAGGAGCAUCCGUUCAUCAUUCAGGAAAAGUGGCAGGUAUCUGCUGGCUUGGAAAGCGAAGGCAUGAGAAGACCUGGGUCAGUCUGAGCAGACAGGUGGGGGAAGCGGUUUCUGUACUGGGUAGGUUGGCUGCAUACCCGGGGGCGAGAGAGGCCAGCAUAGACGGCUGAAGUGGCCGAGCACAGCACAUCGUGUGCCCUGCAGCUGGGAGACUUCACACAUGCGCAGGCAGUCCCGUCACUGCGCCCUGCCAACAUGGGUCAGCCCGAAUCGUGAUGGGAAGCCUGGGGGCACCCUGUCAGACCUCCUCAGGGUUGGCAGCUAUCAGAAGUCAUUUGGGUAACUCCCUGCUUUGCAAGGCUCUCAAGGACUAGUCCAACCUCAAAUCUCAGAGAACUUGGCCUUUCCCUACGUUUCCGUGUUGCUUUGUCCGGUUGGUUGUACCACGUUAAGUGCCAGCAGCCCUGACCUGCAAGAUUCUUCGAGAACCCUCCGGGGUCUCUGCACUUAUUGAACUGCACAAAGCACAAGAGAGACGCUGGUGAGCGGCCAGUCGGCGGCCCAUGCCACACAACCAUCCCAUCUGGAAAGCACAAGUGCAGGAGACGGCAGGGCAGCAUGGUCAAAUCAAAUCGGAAAAAGUGCUGCCCACCCUUACAGGGUGCCCUGCCCUGGGAGGGGACAGCAACAGAUGGUCUGCAUUCCUGGCAUCAGUGCAAUGGCAGAAUGACAUGGCCUGAGCAGUGAGAAGAGAGACACACACACAAAGGCACUCCGAUUUGAAACUGUUCUUGCUGUUAAACCUUUGGUUUCAAUCUUUGUAUUUGAAUGUUCGAAUAUAAAAUAAAGGAGAUUUGUGUUCUUCGCA